Cydia pomonella (codling moth) is the source of this 2674-nucleotide messenger RNA. RefSeq names its product porphobilinogen deaminase. NCBI's taxonomy places the organism in Eukaryota, Metazoa, Arthropoda, Insecta, Lepidoptera, Tortricidae. The coding region runs from base 248 to 1483 and encodes 411 amino acids. The record is from RefSeq and is a predicted model, not a curated record. Gene Ontology annotation, biological process: heme biosynthetic process. Gene Ontology annotation, cellular component: cytoplasm. The transcript is spliced from 7 exons. Gene Ontology annotation, molecular function: hydroxymethylbilane synthase activity.
UGACAGUUGCACAAUCACCUUGCGAAAGCGAUGUUUUGAUUGAACUUUGAUUUUUAAAUUAUGUCCCUAAUUAACUUGUCCACUACAGUGUUAGUGACAAGUCACUUAGAUACUCUACUUAUCCAAUUUGUUUAUACAAUAAUUUGAAUAAUUGGGUGCAAUUCAUGACAUAACCUUAAAGUUAGAAACAUCCUAUUAUAAUUUUAUGUAAGUUACAUACAAUAAUCUGUAUCGGAAGCUAUUGAAAAUGGAAAACGAAGUGAAAACCGUUAUACGUGUCGGUUCAAGGAAAAGCGAGCUGGCGCUCAUACAAACAAACUUUGUAAUAGACAGCUUGAAGAAAAUACAUCCCGAGAAAGAGUUUACUAUUGUAACCAUGACAACCCUAGGAGACCGCAUUCUAGACGUGUCCCUGCCGAAGAUCGGCGAGAAGUCUCUCUUCACCAAAGACCUGGAAGAUGCCCUGAGGAACGACACGGUGGACUUUGUGGUGCAUUCAUUGAAGGAUCUGCCGACGUCCCUGCCGGAGGGGUUGGCUAUAGGAGCAGUGUUUGAAAGGGAAGAUCCUAGAGAUGCCUUAGUGCUCAGGGAAGACCUGAAAGAGCACACAUUGGAGACCCUGCCAGAAGGCUCCGUCAUUGGCACGUCAUCUCUCCGCCGCACAGCGCAGCUCCGCGGCAAACACCCACAAUUGUGUGUCCGCGACGUUCGCGGCAACCUUAACACUCGUCUACGGAAACUGGACGAAAACGGCGAAUACUCGGCGCUGUUGCUGGCGGCCGCUGGGCUUCAACGGAUGGGGUGGAGUGACCGAAUAUCAAAGAUCCUACCGUGCGCAGAAAUAAAAUACGCAGUAGGGCAGGGCGCGUUAGCUGUGGAGUGUCGCGCCGACAAUGAUGCAAUAUUAUCAUUAUUAGCACCCUUCAACCAUGCCGAGACUUACUGCAGGGUGUUGGCGGAGAGAAGCUUUCUCAAGACACUCGGCGGAGGCUGCAGCGCACCCGUCGGCGUAUCCACAAGACUGAAGCCGUUCGACACACAAUUCAAACUGACCAUAUCCGGAGCAGUAUGGAGCCUCGACGGCGCCACCACCAUAGAACAUUCCCUCGAACAAACCUUCCCACAGAUAAGAAAAACUGUCAAGCACAAACUCAGCCCGGACGAAACCGAAAAAACCGGUAAAAAACUCAAAACUGACGUCAACGUCGACCCUAAUCAUCCUGAAGAAAUAAAUAGAAGGAUAACGGAAAGAGCGGGAAAUUUAAACUGCGAAGACACUCGAAGUUUAGAGGAGAUACUGGCUUUAAAAACGCCUAAGAUUUUUUGUGGUUUAAUAGAAAAUCCGAAUAUGCCUGUAGAUGUUAUAGAGAAAUGUGAUCUUUUGGGUAAGGAUUUGGCUGAAUCUCUUAUUUCUAAAGGCGCCUUAGAAGUUAUGAAGGUAACGCAGGAUCUUAUUAGAAGCUCUACUGUUGUAAAGUCCUGAUUUUUGGUAUUUUAUUUUAUUGUAAAUCGUCUAAUUGGUUUAUCACAUUAUUUACAUUGGUUUUUACUUCAUAGACAAAGGAAUUGUAUGUGAUAUAGAACCUUAUGCACAUGGAUUAAGGUCGCUAUUACACUGCCAGAUUUAUGUCAAUCAUUGACCAUAAAUAGUGUGUAGCGAAAAUAUAUACUAAAGUAAUUUGGACUUAUUUUCUCACGUUACACGCAUCUAGGUAUCUUUGUGUUACACGGUUUGGAAAAACAAGUUUGCAUUUGAUAUGCAAAUAUGUUUAGAUUCGGAGUUUCUGUGUUUACACCUCUAUUACUACAUUGCAAGAUUCAGAGACGGAGUUAGAAAAGCUUUGAGUUUCGAAAUUAGCAUGAUAUAGAUCGUGUUAUUCAAAAAGGCGCGUGGCUUGAUUCGUAUUGCCAUGUUAAUAAAGGUUAGAUUUGACAAAUCUGCGCGUCAUCGUGGAUGACAAGAUCUAUACUAGGAACUCAAGGCGUCGCGAGUUGUUGCUUUCAAAUAUUUAUAUUUAUUAGCUUGUAUAGUUGUUAGCUUUGUAGCUGCCCCCCAACGGCUUAUCCUUUGUCUAUUGUUAACUAAAACCGCGCGUGCCAGUACCUGCAAAAAAGGGUCGUAUAAUUCUAAUUGGCAUCUGAGCGCGGGCUAGUCCAACGCUCAAAAAACCAGUGUAGGUGCGCUCUCCGAUAACGCGCCUUUGUUCCGCAUAUUGAGGACACAUUUUAGACUGGUUGGGUAGCGUUCGACUCGCCGGCACUCAGUAACCGUAUAGGGACCACACAAAUUAUUUUUCCAUUUGUUAAUUUUGAAUCUUAUUUCAGUUACCAUAGGAGUUCUAACUAAAUAAUCGCUUAAAGUUACCCGGCCCUUUUUUACAGGUAAGUGCUUUAGUUAACAAUAGACAAAGGAUAAGCCGUUGGGGGCCAGCUACAAAGCCAACAACUAUACGAAUCAUGUUGGCGGGUGUGUGACAUUUUUGGUUGUGUCAAAUAUUUAACAUUCAUGGAACCAUUGAAAAAUUGUACAUUCUAAUAUAUACUGUUGUACUUUUUAUUAUGAACAAAUAAUGUUUUACUAGUUUAAUUGUAGAUAUACGAGUACUUAUUAUGAUGACAUAUUUUGUUGAAUUUUAUAAUUUUACUUGUUAAAUAUAAUGGUGACUGAUAUGGG